Molecule: messenger RNA, 1505 nt
Organism: Octopus bimaculoides (California two-spot octopus)
Lineage: Eukaryota; Metazoa; Mollusca; Cephalopoda; Octopoda; Octopodidae
Product: cilia- and flagella-associated protein 65
Source: RefSeq, a predicted model, not a curated record
GUUAAUGUAGUAAUUGUUUUGUUAUAAAGUCACAAUUCACCCAAUCAAUCAGUUAAUCUCAGAUCGAUGAAUAAACGAAUUUUUAGUAUUUGUUAUUUGCUUUAGUUGAAGUAUUAUCAUCUCUGGAUUUAUUACAUAUAUUGAAAAUAUUUUCGAAAUUUGGAAGAUUUACGUGGACAGGUCUUGUGCAACACUACAUAUUACAAGUCAGUCAUCUCUUGUGUGAGAUGCAGCAUCAUCAGCCACACAUUCUAAUUAUUUUAUAUAUUCCAAUGCAAGCCUUAAAGGGGUCACUAGUCCAGGCUGCAGAAAUGCCGGUUGCAUUAAUAAGAAGUCACCAGAUAAAGAAAUUGGGAGACUGUAUAGUUAAACAACCAUUACCAAGCUUUCCCAAAAUCAAAUAUACUAUCAAGAAAUGUGGUGCAGAGAUAUCCUCCCCAAUAGAAUGGAAGAAGUGGAUUCCUGGAAUGGAAUAUACCAAAUGUAUUGUCAUAAAGAAUUUAUUGAUGAAGAUCCAGAAGUUUACGUAUGAAUUGCCAGAAACGAAAUUCUUCUUAACACCCUAUCCCAAGACCAUCAGCCUUAGCACUGGCACAUCCUUUUAUCUGCCAGUUACAUUCCAUCCACUAGAAGAGAGAGAAUACAAAGACAAGAUAAAGUUCUCUUCAAAUGAAGGAACAUUUUUUGUUGAAUUAAUGGGAUUACUUCCAAAACAAGAAAUAAAACUAACAAAAUCUGUCAUACUUCCAGUGUGUAGUGUUUUUAGCCAAACUACGACUCAAGUGAAAUUAAAGAAUGUUGGAGAAGUUCCAGUAGAAGUUAGAUGGUCUGCUACUGAACCUUUUGAAGUACAAUGUUCUGAAGAUAUAUUGGCACCUGAGCAGUCACAUGAAGUCACUAUCAUAUUUAAACCAAAGGCUGCAAGAAAAUAUGAAGGUGAACUUGUAUGCAGAUAUGGAACCGAACUGAAGAAAUGGAAAAUUUUAAAAGCAGUUGCUCAAGGAAAAUAUCCUCACUUGAAGAUAUCUGCUACUGGUUUGGGAUUGUGUUAUGAAGAAUCUCCAGAAGGAACACAGGCAAACAUUGAUUUUGGAGUCAUUCCCAUUGGACAAACAGUGAAGAAAUAUAUUACAGUAGAAAAUCUGUCACAUGCAAAUGUUGCAUUUAAAAUUGAGUUUCUGAAGUCUCCUUCCAAGACAAGUUGUACAAAUGUGUUUCUGUUACCUGAGAAAAAUGGUGUCAUUCUACCUAUGAGCAAUUUCAACAUACCUAUUCAUUUCACUCCUGAUAUUGUUAAUUCACCAAUAAUUGAAUAUUUCUGUGUGGUACCGCAUGGUCAUAUAUCAGGAAAUGUUAUCAAAUGUGUUGGCUAUUCAGAAGGUCCCAAGGUUCAUUUUAAAUAUGGUCACAUCAAUUUUCAGAUUGUUAAUUUGGGCUCCAAAGCAUCAAAGAAUUGUUCUAUUGUGAACGACAGUCAAGUUACCAUAACUUACAAGAUAUUUUGA